GAAAAAGGGAGAAAUGGUUAUGAUCUGUUAUUCAACAUCAUUUAUCUGACUUUAUUUCAAUUCCAGGUUUUUCAAUCAGUCUCCAGCAGAGGGCAGGAUGAGCUGACUGUAAUAUGAACUCUGUGUGUGUGCGUGUAUUGUUAUAUUUAUGAGGUCCAAAUAUCCUCACUAAUACAACUCGCUCAGUGUGAAUGUGUUGCAACAUGCCUCUGAUGUCAUCACAUCACUCUUCCUGAUAUUUAUAGUAGUGCAACGCACUGCAUGGCAGGCCGUUUUAACAUCUGUUGCUUAAAUUGUAUUGGUUUAAAACACUGACACAGAAAUCUCAUCUUUGUCUUUUGCUGCAUUAUUAUUUACCAUUGUUUGCAUACUAUGGAGAAAAGCUAUAAUGAUUAUGAGUUAUUAUUAUGAGUGCCCAAUAAAUCUGGAUAAGAUAACUGUUUAAAAUGAAAAGUACUAGUAUUUAUAUUUUCUAGUAAAAGAAAUACAUGUUGAAAACCCAAAGGUCACCGUUACAUUAAAUUCUAUUAUUUAAAAAAGUACAAGUAACAUACAAAUGCUAAAAUGAACAAUUUAAGCUAAAAUGAACUAGACAUUUUAGUCUAGUAAAUUAUCAUUUAAAUGUUCAAAUGUUUUGCCAUAAAGCUCUAUGGGAGGAGCUCAAUUUUAGUUGUGUGCCAAACUGCGCAUGUCAUAGAAUGCGGAAGAGGAAGAAGCUACACUCUGUUAUCAACACUAGCAUCACAAUAGAACGUAAACUUUUACGGCUGAUUAGGAAACGUUGACAGCUCUAGCAAGAGCUCUAGCUAUAUUUAGAGCACUUAUAUUGUUGAAUAUUAUAUUGAGUGAUUUUGCUGUGAGAUGAAAUGAACAUCUGAUGUUGCUUCAGUCACGCUGUCGAUCCACCGACGUGUGAGGAUCAGACCACUGUGUUCAACAAUGCAGUGCAUCACAAUGAAGUCUAUUCUGAAUUUGAUGUUUGCUUUUAUGGUUGUCUUUUUCAAAGGAAUGUUCUGCCAGAGUAUUCAGUCUGAUUUUAAGUUAAUAAACCAACUGUACACAUUCCCUGGUAAUGCCAGUGUCUGUCUUCACGCUGAAUGGAGAAAGAAACACCCCACAGAUGCUACAAUCGCCACAUACAAAAACCGUAUGUGCGCGGCUGAAAAAGGAUUUGAGGAAGAAUUCGGAUGUGAAGACAACCACCUGCUUCUCAAAUCAGCAAACUACAAUGACCAGGGGCGCUAUGAGUUCAUCUGUGAUGGGGUUCAAACUCAAAUUAAUCUGGAUGUUUUAUAUGCUGAGAACAAGAGUGUGGUAGAGACAGACAACAUCACCCUCAAAUGUUAUGCAGUCAAUGCCAAGGAUGUGACAUGGAUGCACGACAACGAAAGAGUUCUGCACUUCAAGACGGAUGGAUCCAUAAACCCUGGCAAAGGCUACGAGGGAAGAGCGUCGCUGGCUAAGGACUGCUUCAAAACCGGCGAUCUCUCUUUGACCAUCGCUGGUGUUCGCAUAGAAGAUGCCGGAAUAUAUCGCUGUUUUGUGGAUGAUGAAACAGUUAAAGGAAACCCACACGCCUGUGUGCUGCUUGUGAAUGAGAAACGCUCCAGUCCAGGAGACCAGACAGACUGCAGCUGCAAUGAAGCAAUUCUGAUCACACUCACUGUAGUUUUUGGGCUCAUCUCAGUGAUCAGCGUGACAUGUUUGAUCACCAUAAUACUACUGUGCACAACCACUGGACAUAACACCACUGGAAAUGACCAUAUGCCGAUGACUGCUAUCAGCACAACACAACCUCCCAAUGAAAGUCAGCCACUGGUUCCUUAUUCUGUUCAGGAGAGCGACUUGGGCAAUAAGACUUCCAACACCAUGCCUAUUUUUUAAUCCGGUGUAAUGAGGCCUGUGCAAAUACAAACAUUUAGGCCUGUUUUACACCGCAAGCAAUAGAGCUUUCACAGUGUUUCAAAAAUCGAUUCAAACUGUAAUGAAUGUAAACAGUCAAGUUGAGGCAUUAUUCACUCCAGCAUUAAAUGUUACCAUGAAAAACUAUGUUAAGUAAUUAUGGAAUAACUGACGACAUUUCCGUGUGUUUGUGUGAGCAUGCGUUCGUACAGUAUGUGUGUGCAGGAGAAAGAAUGUGCACGUGUUAUUUAGCAGGAAAAUCACAGAAAUUUUUUGUCAUAUUUCUUUGCAGUCAGUGUCAUCGGCUUUGAUUAAUCUGCUAUUGCGGGGACUUAAGUUAAAAAGUAACUUAAAUAAUUUGGUUAAGUGAUAUAAAGCUAUAAUUACAGACCUGGAACUACUUCACAGCUGUGUGUUUACUGGAAAAUAAUAAUUGCACAUCUUAGAAAGUUUGUCAGCCAUUUAGAAUCAAGCAUUUAACAACCCUGUGAUGAAAUAGGUUUACACAGUAUUUUCAUACCCUAAUAUGGGCAAAGAAGUUAAUUUAUAGAAAAAUAAAUUAAAUCUGUGGUGAGAAAAAAGGGAAACUUUUCUAUGUAAAUAUCUAUGUAUUUUCCCUUCACCUUCGGACACUCAGCAUUAGCCCUAUUGAUGUUAAUUUAUUGAAUGUUUUGUAGGAUCACAAUCUUUGUAACCUUCACACAGUGCAUUAACUCUGACGUUCCUGUAAAGUCAGACUGUCUUAUCAAAACCUCAUGUAUGAAGACAUUUGUGUAGCUUCAGUUUAGCACUUUUCUGAGUCAGAACAAAUUACUGUGGUCUUUGCUAUUACAUGUAUUUUCUGUUCUUUUUACUAUAUGCAUUUCUUAUUUUUAUUGUCUAUUUAAUGGAUACAGCUUUAUAUUUGUUGAGAGUGUUACUUGUAGUAGCUGAAAUGUGCCACUAAAACUUUUACCAGUAGUGGUUUCUAAUUCUGACUGAACAAUAAGGUUAUAUUCGCAAAUCAGUGACAUUAUUCAGAGUAAUAAAAUGCACAGGUGCUAGUCAAUAAAUACAUUUUAUCUAGAACAAAUGAUGUUGUUUUGAAUUUACACACAUAUGCACAAACUGUUUUCAGCAUUGAUGAUAAUAAGAAAUGAAAACAUUUCU
Labeo rohita (rohu) is the source of this 3051-nucleotide messenger RNA. RefSeq lists its product as uncharacterized. Gene Ontology annotation, cellular component: external side of plasma membrane. Gene Ontology annotation, biological process: immune response; negative regulation of T cell proliferation; T cell costimulation. The transcript is spliced from 5 exons. Lineage: Eukaryota; Metazoa; Chordata; Actinopteri; Cypriniformes; Cyprinidae. The coding region runs from base 940 to 1884 and encodes 314 amino acids. The record is from RefSeq and is a predicted model, not a curated record.